AUGGCGGCGGCCGGGACGGCGGCGACGGCGGCGCGCUGCCCGGGCGCCCGGGCGGGGACGGCGGCGCGAGUCCGGCGCCCGGCCCCGGCGCGGCCGGCGCGGCUGCCCUCGGUGCUCGUGCUGCUGGCGGCGGCGGCGGCGGGGCCGGGCGCGGGCGGCGCGGCGCGCCUGUACCGCGCGGGCGAGGACGCCGUGUGGGUGCUGGACAGCGGCAGCGUGCGCGGGGCCACGGCCAACAGCUCGGCCGCGUGGCUCGUGCAGUUCUACUCCUCGUGGUGCGGCCACUGCAUCGGCUACGCGCCCACCUGGCGCGCCCUGGCCGGGGACGUGCGAGACUGGGCCGCUGCCAUCCGCGUCGCCGCCCUGGACUGUGCGGAAGAGAAGAACCACGAGGUGUGCCGCGCCUACGACAUCCACUUCUACCCCACCUUCCGGUAUUUUAAAGCAUUUACAAAGGACUUCACAACUGGAGAAAAUUUUAAAGGGCCGGACAGAGAGCUGCAGACAGUGAGACACACGAUGAUCGACUUCCUGCAGAACCACACAGACAGAAACAGGCCUCCUGCGUGCCCGUCUUUGGACCCCAUUCGGCCCAGUGACGUUCGUUCUCUCAUUAACAACCGCAGUGGCCGGUACGUGGCUGUCUUAUUUGAAAGCAACAGCUCCUACGUUGGACGUGAGGUGAUUUUAGACCUGAUGCCGUAUGAGAACAUCGAGGUGAAGAGAGCGCUGAGUUGGGAUAAAGCCUUUCUGCAGAAGCUCAGUGUUUCUUCUGUGCCCUCGUGUUACUUGAUCUACCCAAACGGGUCCCAUGGAUUAGUUACCAUCGGGAAGCCUCUCCGGUCGUUUUUUUCCUCUUAUUUGAAGUCGUUGCCAGAUGUGAGGAAGAAAUCGCUUUCAUUGCCUGAAAAACCAAGCAAAGAAGAAAGCUCGGAAGCCGUGGUUUGGAGGGAAUUUGACAGGUCAAGGCUGUACACUGCGGACCUGGAGUCCGGCCUGCACCAUCUGCUGAGGGUGGAGCUGGCCGCCCACAGGUCCCUGGCCGGGGCUGAGCUGAAGGCACUCAAGGACUUUGUCACCAUCCUGGCCAAGCUGUUCCCCGGGCGGCUGCCGGUCAGGAAGCUGCUGGAGACGCUGCAGGAGUGGCUGGCCAGCCUGCCCCUGGACAGGAUCCCCUACGACGCCGUCCUCGACCUGGUCAACAACAAGAUGCGGAUUUCUGGAAUAUUCCUCACUAAUCACAUAAAGUGGGUGGGAUGUCAAGGAAGCCGACCAGAGCUGCGGGGCUACACGUGUUCCCUGUGGAAGCUGUUCCACACUUUGACUGUGCAAGCUGGGGCCCGCCCGCGCGCGCUGGAUGGCACAGGUUUUGAAGAUGACCCCCAGGCAGUGCUGCAGACCAUCAGGAGGUAUGUUCAUGUCUUCUUUGGGUGUAAGGAAUGUGGUGAGCAUUUUGAGGAGAUGGCUAAAGAAUCGAUGGAUUCUGUGAAAACCCUGGACCAAGCAAUCCUCUGGCUUUGGAAGAAGCAUAACCUAGUCAACGGCCGCUUGGCAGGCCAUCUGAGUGAGGACCCCAAGUUCCCAAAGGUUCCGUGGCCCACUCCGGACCUCUGCCCGGCUUGCCACGAGGAGAUCAAGGGCCUGACCAGCUGGAACGAAGGCGAGGUGCUCCUGUUCUUGAAGCGGCACUACAGCAGUGACAACCUCGUGGACACGUACUCCGCAGACCUGGCAGACGCCGCUGGCGGCGCCCCGGCCGCGGGCGAGGAGCAGAAGGGGGGCCGUGCCUCCCCAGGGCAGCCCCCUGCAGGCCAAGGUGCCGAGAGUCUCCGUCCCCCCAGCGUGCCGCCCCCCAGGCCUCACCUGUCGGAGAGGUCACACCAGGGGCUGGAUGUGAAGCUCGAGAGUCUGAGCGGGGCCGAGGGCCGCCGAGGGGCAGGGGCAGCUGCGGCCUUCCUGGGGAUGGGCUUCUCCAGCCUGGACAUGAGCCUCUGCGUGCUGCUCUACGUGGCCUCGUCUUUGUUCCUCAUGGUGAUGUACUUCUUCUUCCGGGUGCGGUCCAAGCGGUGGAAAGUAAAGCACCACCACCCGUCUGUGUAGGACUCAGUGGGACCACGGAGCUGCCUUCAGAAAAGCCCGCAGCUUUCAUCUUCAGGGAUUCUGUCAACCGUCUCACCUGGUGUCCCCUCGAGGGCACCUUCUGCCCUGCCCCCCUUUCCAGACGCUCUCCCUGCGGGGAAAGAACUGUUUGCAUCCCCGGCACCCUCCGUGGGCGCCUUUCACAGGUCCUAGAGCAGAAGGACUUCCCUGUCCUUACUCUUUAGGUCUUAACACCGAAGCGGGGAGUCCAGGCCCCAGGAACAGAACUCUUCGCACCCAACUUCGCCUUGAGUUCCUAGGCUGCGGGGCCUCGCUCUGGGAUUUGGAGGAAACCCGUGCCCUUGGCUUCCCCGCUGGGGCCCUCCCAACGCCUCCCCUUCCCGCUGCUCCUUGAAGCCCGUGGUUCUGUGAUUCACUCGUGUUUGUGCUUUUCAGCUGCUUGAAGCAGGAGAGGCAGCUCGGGACCGGGGAGGGAAGCCCCCUUAGUCGUCCCGGGCUCCGCAGACGUGGAGAUGGGAGUGUGGAGGGCAAGGAGGGCCAGGGGAUUUGUGGGGCAGGGUGGUGCCCUUCUAGUCCUGAGAGGCAUUGUCUGAGUUUGUUGAUCUGGUGACAGGAGGCUGGAAGCGAAUCCCUCUCUGUGUCCACCAGGCAGACCUGGAGCGCUGAGCUCCGCCUCAGGGGGGUGGGGGGGGGGGGCUGCUCCUCGGGACCUCUGGAGGGGCCCUCGGUCCUGUGCGUCAUCCUCCAGCAGCUGCACAUCCCCGCAAGGACCCCGGGCUCAGUGAGAGGGCGCCGGUGGCCCCUGGCCGGGGGGGGGGGGGGGGGGGGGGGGGGAGGCGGGAUGCACAGUGGUCUCAGCCAGACUUUAUUUUUCUGAGCUGUUUUACCAAGGGUCCUGGUGCAGGGCCCUGGUCCCCCAGGUUUUAAUGGUUAAUUUUCUAACAGUGAAUGAUUUUAACACAUUAUUUGUAAAACCCCAAACAUUUAGAAUUAAAUUUGCCUCUGAAAAUGUAAACAAAGAAACAGAACAGACCAUGGCGGGGACGUUUCCUUUGAGAACCUUUGUGGCUGUUGGUUUGCCUCCCAAGUGCAGAUGUAUCCACGUGUACGUGUGCGUGUGUGCGUGUGCGUGCGUGUGUGUGCAUGUGUGUGACUGUGACCGUUGUAACAGUGUUCCCCACGCCGCCUGUUCCACACUCCUGUUAGUGUGUUUACUGGGCACCAUUGGCCAGGUGACCGUGUAACGCUGGCGUGACUGCUGCAGCUUGGGGAACACAGGCGGCUGGUUCCUUGAACAACUGCCAUUAGCCCCGUGGUCACCGUCCUCGUGGGAGGCGUGGGCUGGAGGCCUCCGGGCAGGGAACUCGCUCCUGAGCCGCCACUCCACUUCUCUGCCAUUUCUUCCUGUUUGACACUUGUUUAAACCCUCGAAGCCUUUGUGUUUUAAAAGCCCGGAGCUUGUCUCCAUGGCUAAGUUGUGUGCCUGGGUUCCUGAAGACACCUAUUGUUUUUUUUCAACUUGAACACUGGGCAGAUGUACACCGAACCCAAGGGAGAUGUUUAACCGCUCGUGAAACUGCCUUUUGGUUUAUGUUAAAUGUCUUUUCUCCCCUCAAGUGAGCUUCUUUUGACAGCGGGAACAAGGAUGGUGUCACAAGGGUAUCGUCUGGUAGACUUCACAGAACCUAGUUGAAGGGCGAUGUUGGCUUUCAAGGUUCGUAAAAAUGCUGCAGUUUGAGGGGCAGUAGGUCAGGGAGAGGGCGUGCCAGGGUGGCCCACGGGCACUGUGUCCCGUUGCUGCUCAGAACUGUACGCUCCCUUUAGGCAAGGGUUCAGUGCUGUUUCCUAAAGUUGUAAGUUUUGAGACUAGUGAAUAUAAUAGUUGAGUAAUUUAAAUGUGUAUUUAUUUUUAAUGGAAGGAUUUUGAUUAAAAAAGAUGCUAAUUGACAUGGAAAUGUCAGUGAAAUUUCUUACCUGCAAGGAAAAUGAACAUUUUGUAUUUAAGUAAACUAUAAUGUGCACAUUUUAAAAAUAAAGAAAU
This is a messenger RNA of Hippopotamus amphibius kiboko, 4141 nucleotides long. RefSeq names its product quiescin sulfhydryl oxidase 2 (gene QSOX2). The record is from RefSeq and is a predicted model, not a curated record. Gene Ontology annotation, molecular function: flavin-dependent sulfhydryl oxidase activity; protein disulfide isomerase activity. The transcript has 12 exons. Bases 1 to 2100 code for a protein of 699 amino acids. Gene Ontology annotation, biological process: protein folding. Gene Ontology annotation, cellular component: Golgi membrane. Lineage: Eukaryota; Metazoa; Chordata; Mammalia; Artiodactyla; Hippopotamidae.